Molecule: messenger RNA, 4217 nt
Organism: Gallus gallus (chicken)
Lineage: Eukaryota; Metazoa; Chordata; Aves; Galliformes; Phasianidae
Gene: ACTR2
Product: ARP2 actin related protein 2 homolog
Exons: 10
Coding region: 103-1302 (399 amino acids)
Biological process (GO): Arp2/3 complex-mediated actin nucleation
Cellular component (GO): Arp2/3 protein complex; actin cortical patch
Molecular function (GO): actin filament binding
Source: RefSeq, a predicted model, not a curated record
GGGCGGCAGGGCGGGCGCGCGGCCCGGCGGCGGCGUCGUGCGGUGACGGUGCGGCGGUCGGGUACACGGUCGGUCGGCGGCGGAGGAGGAGGAGGAGGAGGGAUGGACACGCUGGGGAGGAAGGUGGUGGUGUGCGACAACGGCACCGGGUUUGUGAAAUGUGGCUAUGCAGGCUCCAAUUUUCCGGAGCACAUAUUUCCAGCCUUGGUUGGAAGACCUAUUAUAAGAUCAACUGCUAAAGUGGGAAACAUCGAAAUCAAGAAUAACAAAAGAAUGGAUCUCAUGGUUGGAGAUGAAGCAAGUGAAUUACGUUCAAUGCUGGAAGUUAAUUAUCCAAUGGAGAAUGGCAUCGUUCGGAACUGGGAUGAUAUGAAGCACCUCUGGGAUUACACAUUUGGACCAGAGAAACUUAAUAUUGACACAAAAAAUUGUAAAAUACUGCUUACAGAGCCUCCCAUGAACCCAACUAAAAACAGAGAGAAGAUCGUGGAGGUUAUGUUUGAGACAUACCAGUUUUCUGGAGUGUACGUGGCCAUUCAGGCUGUCCUUACUUUGUAUGCUCAAGGUCUGUUGACUGGUGUUGUUGUGGACUCUGGAGAUGGUGUAACUCAUAUUUGCCCAGUUUAUGAAGGUUUCUCUCUCCCUCAUCUCACCAGACGGUUAGAUAUUGCUGGGAGGGAUAUCACCAGGUACCUCAUUAAGCUCCUCUUACUGCGAGGGUAUGCUUUCAACCAUUCUGCUGAUUUCGAGACCGUUCGCAUGAUCAAGGAAAAGCUGUGCUAUGUGGGAUACAACAUUGAGCAGGAGCAGAAACUGGCAUUAGAGACCACAGUACUAGUUGAAUCGUACACGCUCCCAGAUGGCAGGAUUAUCAAAGUCGGUGGAGAACGGUUUGAGGCACCAGAGGCGCUCUUCCAGCCUCACUUAAUCAAUGUGGAGGGGGUUGGUGUGGCUGAACUGCUGUUCAACACCAUCCAGGCUGCUGACAUUGAUACCAGGUCUGAAUUCUACAAGCACAUUGUGUUGUCUGGAGGGUCCACUAUGUAUCCUGGGCUGCCUUCACGACUGGAGAGAGAACUUAAACAGCUCUACCUGGAACGAGUUCUGAAAGGAGAUGUGGAAAAACUCUCAAAAUUUAAGAUCCGAAUUGAAGACCCACCUCGCCGAAAGCACAUGGUGUUUCUGGGCGGCGCAGUUCUAGCAGACAUCAUGAAAGACAAAGACAACUUCUGGAUGACCCGACAAGAAUACCAAGAAAAGGGAGUGCGUGUGCUGGAGAAGCUUGGUGUGACUGUUCGAUAAAUCCCAAAGCUUGUUCCCAUCACGUCUAAAGCUUUUUUUCUUUCAUUGCCAAUCUCUGAACUCACUCAGCUACAUGCUAUGGAAAGGCCUGUCUGUGGCCUUUGACCCAAAGGUCAGGUUUUGUUCUGGUUUCUUGGGGUAGCUUUUGUUAAAUGUUUCUUAAUGUGGCUAAAUUUGACUAUUAAAUUUGACCACUUCCCCGCAAACAAAACAGAGCAAGAGCAGCCUGUCUACUUCAUUGUUCCUUCCCAGUAGGCAAUUGGGUAAUUCUGGUAGGCUUUUUCUUCUGGGUUUAUUGCUGUAGUCCUGCUAGCUUUUGUCUCUAGUUCACAAGGGGUUGUGUGCCUUUUUUAGCAUAAGAAAACCUUUAAACGGGAGCUUUUGCUAUUGGGUCAUUGUGGUGGUUAUCUUUGCAUCUUUUUGCCUCUCUCUACAUUAAGACUUUUUUUUUUUUUCUUUCCUGCAAUAAGGAAUUUUGAUUAAGCAUAGUUAGAAACUAGUUAAACUAGCUGGAAUGGCUUUAACACGCUGUGUCGAUGUAACGUGGUUCUGUAUGCCCUGCUGCCUACAGCUGGCUUCUGAGGCGGUUAAUCAGAAUCCUUCGAGGUGGUGGGGCUUCCAUACUGUAUUUCUCUAAGUGGGCAUGUACACAGUUGCCACAAACCAGGGAACACCGGAUAUUCUGGCAGAAGUAAAUUUGUGGCCUUAGAUGUCUUUAUUUUUAUUUCGGAGGGAGGAGACAGGUUUGAGCUGUGUUGCUUUUCUGUCAAGGGACGGCUGGAGGUCAGUCUGACCAAAAAAUGCCUCUUUUUGUAGCUACAUUUUGGUACCGUGUUAUCUCAGCAUAGGGAGCAAGAAUGUUACGUUAGCUGUUCUGUAACUGUUGAGAAACUUACUUAGAUGUGCUGAGAGAGGAGCCUCUGAACUUCGAAAGAGACUUAAUACUUUCAGAAAUGCUUGUGAAAACUGUAAUUAAAGAUAUUAAAACUCCCCAAACUAAGUUUUAAAAUGUUUUAAGUGCUUGUAUGUACAUCAGAAGCACUUGUAUUAAACUUUACAAGUAUAUUAACCUAGUGCCAAGUAGUUACUGCAAAUGAAUAUUUCAAUGACCGGUGUUUAUUGCGGCAAGCAGAUGUUUAUAAACAACCACUGGCAGUAGGUUAUAAAGAAUGACCUGUGUUUGCUCUAGUUAAAAAUAGCACUGGGAGAGGAGAUGUUGGUUGGUAAAUAUCCGCAACUGAUUUUGACCAGUCUUGAUUUCUUGGAUACUUUAGGUGGGAUGGGGAAGGAAGUGAAAACCAAUGGCGAGAAUGCUGUUUCCAGAAAGUACAUUAAAGCUGAGUUGUACUGAAAACUAGAAGUUGUCACUAGUAAUUAUCAGCCAUCUUCUCCAAGUAGAGUUGCCUGUAUUUGCUUUCCCGCUAGCAGACUGGUAACUGUCAGCGCAAUAAAAUCUGCCUUACACAAAGCAUAGCAAAAACUGCUCGCAUAUGAACACCAGUUAGAUUUAGUUCUACUUUGCUUUUCAUGGAAAUAUUACGUCACUUCUUACUUAGUUUUCCAAGCCUACCAUAACAUUUAAACGUGAGGAAGUUAAGACCCGCUUUUUGACUUCCAAACCUUGGAAUGUACGAGAUGUGCUUUCAUACACUUGCCAUUUGUCUACAUCUUUACAUUAAUAAUUGACCCCGGGAACGUGGAAAUAUUAAACUCCCUUGGAUUCUUACAAGUUGCUUUCUUUCUAAAUCCAGCAGACAGCUUCCUUUUGGCCAAGAGAGCCAAACAGGCAGAGACCGUGUCUGCAUUUCUUAAACAAGACAGAUGCUAUAGUAUUGCUAGUAAUGACCAUUUAAUUAUAGGUGGGUGGGGUUUUUUGCAGCUAUAUUUACUCUUAACUUGAACAAUAUGAAUUUACAGGCAUGCCGGCCAUGCCUCAGUGCACGCACUUAUGCAGUUACUAGAUUUUUGGGGACGUGAAUGUAAGGGGUAUUCUGAAUUCCUGUAGUCUUCUGAACACGUAAUACACAAGACUUAAAAAUGCUGUGCGCUUGCUUUAGAGCUAUGGUUUCUCAUGGGGCUGUCUCUGGGCUUUCUGGACAGCACUGAGAAUCGUGUAAACAAACCAAAGAAUGACUUAAAAACCUUCUUCGAAUGACAAUCUGCCACGUGAUCAAUUGUACAGAUCCAGACCUUGACCUGAACCCCUUUUCUAAACCACGUUCUCCCCUCUUCAUUGGCUUUGGUUAGGUAUGUGCCUGUCUUGAAUAAAGGUUUUGGAAUUUGGCCCUUUCACGAGAGAACUUCACAGCACCGUUAGAAAUAAAUGUCAGUUGAUUAUGCAGUAUGUUAGGAUUUCACGGAAACAGUGUAUUUAUUUGGAAGGGGCAAAAAAAAAAAAGGAAAGAAAAAGCAUAUUCAAUUACAGCUAUCCUGAAUUCAGAUGAAUACGAUAUCCACGUACUGAACGAAUGGGGUGUUCCAGUUGUGCUCAGUGUGGUUCUCUGUGUGUUAGCACACACGAGUGUGUGUUUGUUCUCUUGUUCUCUCAGCUGACAGCUUCACUAUUGAAGCACUAUAUGAAAGUAAUCUGGUUUUAACGUUUUUUUGUUUUUUUUAAAGACCAAAUAACUUUGGUUAUAUUUGCAACAUGCUUCAGCUCCUAUAAAAUUAGACUAGAAGAUGCUGCAUCAGUUGUAAGUUUUUUGGGACUAUCCUAUUUUUAAUGUUAAGCUGCUUCAAAACCCCUCCCCCAGUGUUCUAGGAUGUUAACCUAUGUAACACAAAUGGCUUUUUUAUACGGCUCUGAACAGCAUGUUAACACGCAGCACUGGUUGAGACCAUGAAUGGAAAUAAACAUCUAUUUAAAUUGACAGGUCUUUUCAAUAUAAAAAUAAAAUCAGAUUUUUUUCAAAGUA